AGCGCGGGAAAACGGCGGCGGGGGCGCCUUCCCGGCGUGCACCGCGCGGGGGAACUGGGAGAGACUGGGAGGGGAACUGGAAGGUCGCCGAUGGCCGAGCCCCGCCCGGGCCCUCCCAGUGCUCCCAGUGCCCCCCAGUGCUCCCAGUUCCCCCCUCCCAGUGCCCCCCAGUGCUCCCAGUUGCCCCCUCCCAGUCUGGAGGGACUCAUUCCCCCCUCCCACUUUGUGCUGCGCCCCAGGUCCCUGGGGGCGGAGCUUGAGGCAGAAAGGGGGCGUGUCCAUGAAUUGGAGGUGGAGCUGAAAGCACUGAAGGGGCAGAGCCAGCACCUGGGGGCGGAGCUUGAGGCAGAAAAGAGUCGGAGCCAUCGGCUGGAGGUGGAGCUUGAAGCAGAAAAGGGGCGGAGCCAACAGCUGGAGGCAGAACUUAAGACAGAAAGGGGGCGGAGCCAAGUGCUGAGGGUGGAACUCGAUGCCCUGAGGGGGCGUGGCCAGCGAUUGGAGGCAGAGCUGGAUGCAGAAAAGGGGCGGAGCCAAAUCCUGGAGAUGGAGCUGGAGACCCUCAGGGGGCGGGGCCUCGGCCCAGAGGGGGCGGAGCCAAGCCCAGAGCAGGUGCUGCUGGGCCGCUGGCGCCAGAAGGUUUUCCAGCUGCUGCUGCAGGUGAGCCUGCAACGGGGCCAGGAGCUGCGGCUGCAGGGACAGGUGCGCUCCCUGGGUGCUGCAGUGGCCGCCGGGUCCCGCCAGGUGUCGCUGUUGGAGCUGCGGCUGCGCCAGGGGGAGCAGGAGAGACAGGCCCUGUCCCAGGAGCGGCUCCGGGCGGAGGCGGCCGAGGAGGAACUGGGGAAACUGGGCCAGGCCCUGAGCCGGCUGUUGGGGACACUGGGCGUGGCCCUGGCCGAUGUCACCGUGGCCGUCGGGGCCCUGGGGACCCUCAGUGAGCGCCUGGGACGGGCCCAGCACCGACUGCAGGCGCUGGUGGCCUCGGGGUGGCUCCGGUGGCGGCGGAAACCGGAGGGGACAGCAGGGGACAGCAGCAUGGUGGCCCCGGAGGUGACAUCGGAGGCCACCAAGGGUGGGGACAGGACCCAGCCACGCCCAGGCACAGUGUCCCUGGCCCCGUUGGUGACGCAGCUCCAGGCCCUCGGUGCCGCCAUCCUCGGGGACAUCGGGGACCCCGCAGUGCCAGUGCCCCCAUGGGGACACCGGUGACAUCAUCGGGGACACAGGUGACAUCAUCAGGGAGCGGUGGCACUGCCAGCACAGAGAUGACAUCACUGUGGAGGUGGUGAUGUCACAAUGGUGAUGUUGAUGAUGUCACUAUGACGGUGAUGACAUCAUGGCUCUGCCCCAGCCCUGGCUCGGUGUCACUUUGUCCCCGCCCAGCCCCUGAUGUCCCCAAAGCUGCCACAACCAUCCCAGAGGGUCCCCAGAGAGUCCCUGAUGUCCCCAAGGAGCUUCUUUGGUGUCCCCAACCCCCCCCAAUGGCCUCCUGGUGUCCCCAUAUGUCCCAGGAAUGUCCCCAAUUCACCCAAGAUGUCCCGAGGUGUCCCCAACCCCUCCCAGUGUCCCCAAGAGCCCCCUAAGUGUCCCCAAAGGUGGACAUGGUAACAGAAGUUCCCAUGGCAACAGAAGUCCCGCCCAUCCUGUGCUGCCAUUGGCUGCUGUGCUCAGGACUGAGAGUGCUGAUUGGCUUGGUUGGGAGGGGGCGGGGCUAAACACAAAACCAGGCCCAAACCAGUACAGACUGAACUGGGAACUGGGAUCAACUGGGAACUGGGCCUGAACCAGUACAGACUGAACUAGGAGUGAUCCCAAACCAGUACAGGGGCUAAACUGGGAAGUGGGAUGAGCUGGGACCAGUGCCUGAACUGGGACCAGAACCCCAGACUGGUCCGGGAGCCACAGUGAUCACUCACAGACCCAGCACUGCUUCUGGUUUGUACUGGUUCAUACUGGUCCAUAUUCCUCCAUAGUGAUUUAUGCUGGUUUGUACUGGUUUGUACUGUUUCAUAAUGGUCCAUACCGGUCACUGGCCAUACUCCAGCCCCCCUGUGUGUUUCCUGUGCUCUCCCAGUGGUGUCUGAACUGCAAGUGUGGGGGACAGUGGCCACAGCCUGAGGGUCAGUGGGAACGGCCACAGGGGAAUGGCCACGGCCUGAGGGUCAGCAGGAAUGGCCACAGGGGAGUGGCCACAGCCUGAGGGUCAGUGGGAACGGCCACAGGGGAACAGCCACAGCCUGAGGGUCAGCAGGAAUGGCCGCAGGAGAAUGGCUGUGGCCCGAGGGUCAGCCAGAACGGCCGCAGGAGAAUGGCCGCAGCCUGAGGGUCAGCAGGAACGGCCACAGGAGAAUGGCCGCAGCCUGAGGGUCAGUGGCCUCAGGGGAAUGGCCAUAGCCCGGGCUCAGCCAGACGCGCCGCUCGCCCUUGGGCCGUUGCCACCGAGCGCUUCCCGUGGUCCUGGCGGUGCCCGGCCUCACCGGCGUGUGGGCCGUGCGGCCACUGCGGCACAGGAGCUCGUGGCCGUUCUGGUCCACCAGUGUCCAGCUGGGCAGCAGCGGGUUGGUCAGCAGGGGGAUGUCCAGUGUGGUCACUGUGGUGGUGGCUGGCUUGGGUUUGACAUUGAAGAUGGCGGGCAGGUCCAGCAGCAUGGCCAGAGUGGCGGCGGUGUUGUCUGGCAUGAUCCACGCAAUGCCUUUGUCAUUGUCAUAGUUGUCAUCGUUGUCACCGUCAUCAUUGUUAUCAUCACCAUCCUCCAUGUGGAUCUUGAUCUCCUGGGAUGGCAGAGACGGGGAUGUGGCAGUGGCCAUGCAGAGCUGGAGGAGCUCCAUGGUGGUGGCCUGGGUGGCCCAGGAGGAGGAGGAGGAGAAGGAAGGGUCAUUGUUACCAUGGAUUGUCACAAUGUCGGCGUGGAUUGUCACAUUGUCACCAUGGAUUGUUCUUUCCCCACCUUGGAUAGUCCUAAUGUCACCAUGAAUGGUCCCGUGCCCACCAUGGAUGGUCCUAAUGUCACCAUGGAGGGUCUCGAUGUCACCAUGGAUGGUCCUGAUGUCAUCAUGGAUUGUCCCGUCCCCAACGUGGGUGGUGCUAAUGUCACCAUGGAUUGUCCCCUCACUGCCGUGGGAACCCCAUGGUGACAAUGACGAUGACAAGGGUCCUUCUCCUCUGCGGUUGAGCCACAGGGCUCAACAGAGGGUCCAUGAGGAGGAGGAUGAAGAUCUUUCUCCACUGUGGUUGGCACGCAAUGACCCACUGAGACCAUGGGUGGUGUGUGACAAUGACAACAGAGACUCUUCCCUACCAUGGACUGCCCCUGAUGACAAUGGAGACCCUUCAUGACCGUGGUUGGCCUUUGAUGACUAUGGAAAUCCUUCAUGGCCAUGGUUGGCUUGUGAUGAUGAUGACAAUAAAGGCAAAGACUGCGGAUGGACUCAUCUCCAUCAUGGACAUUCCACAACGUUAAUGACCCUUCAGGAAGAUGAAUGGUCUUUGAUGAUAAUGAUAAAGACCCUUCACAACCACAGUGAUGAUGAUGAUGAGAAAGGCAAAGACCUAUCCAGACCAUGGAUGGCACUUGAAGAUCAGGGAUGGACCCGUCAUGGUCAUGGAUAACCUUUGAUGAUGACAAUGACAGUGAAGACCCAUCAAGGCCACGGAUGGACUCACAACCAUCACAGAUGUUCCGCAAUGAUGAUGACCCAUCAAUGAUGAUGACCACGGAUGUUCCUUUACAUGGUCCCAUCAUGACCAUGAAUGUUCUGUGACAGUGCUGAUGACAAUGACGAUGACCCAUCAUGACCAUGAACAUUCCGUGAUGAUGACGGUGCCCCACCACGACCCUGCUGGUCCCAUCCCCCUCCAGCUCCUGCAGGAUCUGUCAGCAUGGCUCCACCACAUGCCCCAUUUGCAGCACACUGGCCACCCACAAAGCCCAGCUAGAACCCUCCAGGACCCCCCAAAUCCUCCCUGGGAUUUUCCAAAACCCCUUCUAGAACCUUCCAGGACCCCUCGGGAGCCCCCAAACCCCUUCCAGGACCCCUCAAGGCCCUCCAGGUCCUUCCAGAUCCUCUCCAGGAAUUGCCAGAACCCCCAAACCCUCUUGGGACCGCUCAAAUCCUCCCCAGGACCCCCAACACCCUCCCUCUGAGGCCCUUUUUUUGUAAUGCCUCAAAUUGGGAUUAAAAGUUGACUCUCCAGGAAGUUCCUGGGUUUUUGCUGGAAAACCAGGAAUUUGCUGGAAAAUCAAUGUUUAAUCCAAUCUGAAGCAUUAAAAUACAGGAAUUUCCAGGAAAAUAAACUUUUAAUGCCAAUUUGGGGCAUUAAAAACUGAGAAUUCCUUGGAAAAAUCAACGUUUUAUCCCAGUUUGGGGCAUCUGGGGGAUCUUGGGUCCAGUUUUUGUGGAUUUCCAUGGAAUUCCCAGUAUUUUAGGGGUUUCCAGGGAAUUCCAGGGAUUUUGGGGUCCUGGUCCCAUUUUUUGGGGAUUCCCAUGGAAUUCCCUGGAUUUUGGUGGGGGGGUGUCCAUCCCAUUUUUGGAGUAUACCCCCCCUCUUCCCCUCCCCCCCAAUCCAUUUCAGUUUCGAGUCUCAGACCUCGCCACUGGCUUGGCCACGCCCCUUUCUUCAGCCUGACCAAUCAGAGCUUUGGGCGGGGCGUAGGGGACACGGCCCGUCUGGGGGUGUGAAUAAGGUCCCAGAAGGAGAUUGGGGUCCUGGAAGGGGAAAUGUGCCCUUGAGAGUGGGGGGCUCAGAGUCCUGGCAGGGGAAAUGAAGGUCCUGGGGGGGUAAAUGGGGUCCUGGCUGGGUAAAUGAGGGUUCUGAAGCGUUCAUUGGGGUCCUACAGACGGAAUUGAGGACCCUCAUUUAACCUGCCAGGACCCCAGUUCACCCCUUCAAAACCCCAUUUCCCCUUCCAGGACCCCAUUUGUCCCCAUCACUAUGGAAACAGCACCCAUGAGUGACCAGGGCUUGCUGGGUUGGUCCCUGUCCCCAGAUAUCCCCAGUGAUGUCACCCCAGGAAUUCCCAUCAGUAUUUGGGACAAUUUUAAUGAAAAU
This is a messenger RNA of Zonotrichia leucophrys gambelii, 5046 nucleotides long. Its product is annotated as coiled-coil alpha-helical rod protein 1-like. The record is from RefSeq and is a predicted model, not a curated record. The transcript is spliced from 11 exons. NCBI's taxonomy places the organism in Eukaryota, Metazoa, Chordata, Aves, Passeriformes, Passerellidae. Bases 91 to 1206 code for a protein of 371 amino acids.